Ilex paraguariensis (yerba mate) is the source of this 239-nucleotide messenger RNA. Lineage: Eukaryota; Viridiplantae; Streptophyta; Magnoliopsida; Aquifoliales; Aquifoliaceae. The record is from the annotation of a GenBank genome assembly.
GUAAAGGAGGGGGGUUUCCAGUGGAGUUGCUAAUUGGGGAGGUGCUUGUGGAAAUGUCGUCGAGAGGGGGCUCCGAUCAGCCGCCGCAGCGGAGGAUAAUGCGGACCCAAACGGCGGGGAAUCUGGGAGAAUCAAUAUUCGACAGUGAGGUCGUGCCGUCUUCUUUGGUUGAGAUUGCACCGAUUCUUCGUGUUGCCAAUGAAGUGGAAAAGAGCAACCCAAGAGUUGCUUAUCUCUGU